GGUAGACAGCGGCAAACAAUAACAACAAAGCCGGCAGGUGGUUUUUACCUAGAAGGAAAUUUUAAACACUAGUGAUGCCUUUGUCAGAUUUUACUUGGAACCUCCAGACACAACAACCUGUUAUACAUGAAGUCUACCCUAAAAAAAGAAAAGCACCAGGCUUUGGUGAUGCAGACAGGGUCGUGCCAAGUCAGAAUAAUAAUGGAGAGGAGAUGGAAAACAAUGUAUGGAAGAGGAGAUGUAUGGAAGCUUCAGGAGAUGAUGUAAUGGCAGAAGUGAAUCACAAUAUGUCUACCUCAGAGAAUCUCAACAUCCCGUCCGUCCAACCAUCACAACCACAGGGUUGCUGGCCUUUAAAUCCUCAAUCAAACAGUAUGUUUAUCAACCCGUUAGUCAUGACCUCGGCGAUGCAGGAAGAUGAUGAAUGUGUGCCUGUCGUUGCCAAUAUGUCCUCUAGUCAGCAAGUCAACUUCCCAACACAACAAUCUAUACAGGACGAGCAGUCUCAUCAACAACCAUUCAACGAUGAUUGUAUGAUAAUGAAUUUGAAUGAAGAAACUUACUCCAGAACAAGCGGCAAUAUCAUUGAAGAACAAAUGGCAUACAGCUCAAUGGAUUCCGACGGGGUACCAGACCCUGAACAGUACAAGUUGGAAAUGUGUAAUUCAAACUGUUUUGAUGGAGAGAGAAAUCAACCAUCAAGUAAAGUGAAGUGUUACUGCCGGCCGUCUUGGGAGGGAUUGAUGGAGAUGAGACCUUACGUUUCUGAUUACUAUUGAUGUAGAUUUCACUUUCUUAGUGACCGUAUACGUAAUGUGAAUCACAAUUAAGUGCAGCUUUUAAGUCUCCAUAUUUUGGUAUUUGUCGUUAAAAUUGGAUUUUUUAUGUUUACACCCCAGUGUGAUUUUUGAUAAAAUACACUUUGUCAUGUUUUAUAAUCAAAUGCAGCUGUUGUGCUCUGUAUGAAAUAUAGAAACAUUGAAUGACAUGUACAAUAUUUUAGUCAUUAUCACAUAGAUUAUUUGACAGUUCUGGAGUAACUGAGUGUGUAGGAAUUUGACAGUUCUUAACUGAGUGUGUAGGAAUACGGUAAAUAGAGGUUAAUAGAGGUUCUCCAAUGAGGAGUGCUGAUUGGUUUUUCAUGUUUAUUUAAGUUGACUUAGUUAAUAUCCAAAUUGUAUAAAGACAUGUGGUUUACUAAGUGUCUUUUAUAACUUGAAAUUAAACUAAUUAGAGCUAGAUAAACACGAUAUUGAUAACCAACCCUCACAGGUUUGGAAACCUUUUCCUCUCACAACGUUAAUAUUUUAUCAGGAAAUUAAAUACAUCUGACAUGUCUGUUUCUGUUGGGGAACCAAUUGACAUUGAUCGUGACAUCACAAUGACAUAGUAAAGAAUUGUCACAUGACAUCAUAAUGCAAACAUUGACCAAUGGAAUCACAUCUAGGGUAUUAUCUGGUACCCAGUAAUGGGUGACCAAAUAUGAGGAAACCCAUAAUAGUGGUUGCAGGAGAAACAAUAUUAAGUCACCACCUUCUUGCACAUUGACAGCUGAUAUUGCCUGAUCACGAACAGGAAGUGGUUUACAGAUAAAUGUGUUUUGUAUGUUGAAUGUGUUUACAGAAAUGUAUAUGCAAGUUGUAUAUAUUACUUGACCCAAUUGUUACUGACUGUUUAUAUAUGUGUACAGUAUAUGUGUGUACAAUUUAUAUGUGUAAAGAGUGAAGGGGUGUACAAUUUCAUAUUAAGAAUACUACUCCUCAGGGUUGGUUUUGAAAAGUUCUUUUAGCCCAACUGACUUUUUCCAUGUAAAACUUUCUGAAGUCCCAACAGAUCAAAUCUAUCCCUGGGCAUCAGACUUGUAGAAUUGUAUACUCCUUGUGCAAGGUCACAUCAUGAUCAAAUAUUUGUAGAACAUUUAGGUGUUUCUGUGAGGAUAAAAAAAAAUGUCAGGUAUGAGUAUCCUGUUUAUCUUUAGUUUUAAGGUACCAGUAUAACAUUGGUAUUACAGUUCACAUAAAUGUAUUAAGAUGCUUUUGUCUGACGUAGGUUUGUUCACUGGAAACUGUCGUCAAUAUCUCAAACGAUCAAUAAAUCAAACAAAGUCAGUUUUAAAGGAGAAAUAUAUCAUACAUUCCGAAGAAAAUACAAAAAUUAAAUUGCUGUGAUUGAUUCACAUCUGAUGAUGGGAAACAGUCAGAUAAUUUUGCCUUCUGACUACGAAAGGAUAGUCGUCGCUUGAUAGAUGUUCUUCUGUAUGCUUAUUAUCCCCACUUGACAGAUAUUGCUCUUCAAAAUUUACAGGAGUGACAGAAGACAAAUACUCCCUACUGGGCAGACAUUGAUACUUCUAAAUAAGCGGUGAUGGGCAAUCAGUUUAAAAUCAUAAUCGAUAAUCGGUUUGUAAUCGGAAGUAAUAAACCAAUUGAUGAUCAAUUGCAUAAUCGGUUGAUAAUUUUAUGGGACUGAAUACCCAAAUAAAGUGAGAACGAUACUGUUCCAUCAAUAGACAGAGUUGUAAACUAUACAAUGUCAUAAGAUUUCAUUCUUUUAUAAUGAAUGGAUUUCAAGCAACUUUUAUGCAGUUUUGUCAAUCAUAUAGUAAUUUUUUUAGAAAUGAAUGACUUUCAAUGCAUAAUUUAGAUUGUAUUCAUUUGACGCUUUGAUUUCAAUAAUGAACUGAAUAUAUUGUUAUGGAAUUUUUAAUUGAUAAUCGGAAUCUUAAAGGGCAAGCCAAUCAAUGUUCGAUUAUACUAGAUCAUCAGCCAAUGACUAUACAUAAGACACAUAAUCCUCACCAGACAGACAUUGUUCCUCAUCAUUUUACAAGAACACACAUACCUACAAGUGUAUAUUUCAUAUUUUUAGGUUUUCAGUUAAAAAUGUGUUUAUUUCAAGAAAUUCUUGUAUAAAGGUUGCAGUUUGUGUGUGUGUGCAGGUCAUAAUCACAUCAAUGUGCAUGUACAUUAAAGUAGAUAUAACAUUACAAUGAAAUGGCCACAAUUAACGCCACAUGUGGAGAGAUUAGCACAGAAUAUCACUUGUAUUUUGGUAAGAAUUUAUGUGUCUGUGUUAAUUUAAGUAACAAGUACCCACAAACUAUCAAGUUGUACAUAUAAAACUGAAUGAAAUAUUAGAAAGCAUACUAACACCUAGUUACAUGAGAAAGUAGAAUGAUCUGCAGCGUUUUGGGAAAUUCAUCAGUGUCAUCAAACAUACAUUUAAAAACCUUAAUUUAAUUAUUUUUUCAAAUAUCACCAUUUUAUAUUUUAUCCAUUGAUUCCUUGCUGUUUUGUCCAAAAGAAGUGGAAGACUACUGGAUUACAUCCCCUGAUGAAAUAAUAAACACUAGGCCGCUUUAGUUUAUUUUUAGUUUUUAGUUUACCUGUUGGACCAGAGUUGAUCAUUUAUGAAAUAUUGUCUAACCAAGUAAUCUGAUGGUGCUUCAGACUAGCUUUGACAAAGCCUUGCAAGGCCUUGCAUAAACAUUUGAAGGUCCAAAAGGGUUUAUACCCGAACAUGUCACAUUUGAAAACUGGUUGUUCCACAUAAACAAGUAAGCCCCAGAAUUAGCGCAUCAAAGGGAAGUAAUCCGGUAAUAUCCUGUUACUUGAAUCUCAAAUGAAUCAUAUUUUUCAGUGUUAAUAAAAUCAUUGCAUUCAUCUAUACAAACGAUCAUUUUACCAAUUUUGUGUAAGGUUAUGUUUAUACAUAUACAUGAUUAAAGAAGCAGCUCUAUUUUGAAUUAAAUAUUCUCUUUGAAGAAGUAGUUCACCAAGUUAAUUUUAAAGAUAUUUAUACAUUUUAAUUGUCUUAUCAGAGAUCUGGAUUUGUUUUGAAAGGAAAUGGCUUGAUUUAUGCAUAUGGUAUAUAUCAUUGUUUGCAGACAUGUAUGUUUUGUUUAUGAGAGACAGGAGUGAAUGUUAUGCUAUGUUAUGCUUAAAGAAUGUUUUAAAGUUAUUUUAUCUGAAGAAAUGUGUAAAAGGAAUUACCGGUAUAAAAUGUACCUAUUAAUUUAUUUUCCUACAAUUCCCAGAAUAAUAUGGCAGAAUUAUUUAUUUGUUGUAAAUUAAAAUUUAAGAAUGUUUUGUAUUUUUAAUUCUAAAGAUCUCAAAAAUUGCCUUCAUUUGAGAUAUUUUAUUGUAUUUUUAAUCGGUAUUAUUUUCAUCUGCUGUGAACUAAAGACAAAGAAUCUUAUUUCUGCUAGCAUUCUUGAUUUUCUUUGUUUCCUAUUCAUCCGCAGCUGUAUCAUAUAAUUAUGUUAAUGAUUUGUUAUCUUAAAUUGAAAAAUAACUUUCCAUUUUUAACAUCAGAAAUCUGUUGACUUUUUCAUCUCUCAGCAUGUGGAAGGGGGCAUGUGUUUGCCUAUCGAUAUACAAAAUCUUGCUUAUGCACUAGGUUCAGCUCAAAAACUCUGAUAGCAAUAAUCGUUUCAUUAUCAUACUUCAUAUGCUGAUUGGGAGAAGUACUGCACCAUAUAACAAAGGCAGGUGACUUGAAUCUGUAUUAACAGCUUCACUGUCUUGGGUUAGACUUGGCAUUUAGCUCAAUUUCCAUCAAAGCAAGAGUGCAAAUUACAAACUCUUCCUAGCCUUCCUUUAGUACUGAGAAGGCGCUAAAUUCAAAUAAUGUUACCUUGCACUUGUUAAGUUUGAUUUCAAAAAUAAUAAGUGAAACGAUAUUUACAUAGAUAUUAUAUUAUUGCUUUUAAACAUGUCCACUUCAGUUAUUUUAAAACAAGAUCAGUUUUUUAUCAAUAAUUUCAUGAAAAAUGUUAUUUUUGCAUUGCAUUAAUUAUUUGAUUUGCAAUGUAACAAACUUAACAUAAACACUGAAUUCAUCAAAUAACAUUUGUUCUCAUUGUCAAGGUUAACAUAUAUUUUUUACAAAUUAAAUGACAUUGAUUUUACAUAAUAUAAAGAACUGAUGAGCCUUGUAUUUUGUCUACAGUUUGUCUACCAAUGGCAGAAUUUUAAAAUCAGUUUAUUUUAAUGAGCAAAGUUUACUUAUUUUUCUUGAGUUUGUUUUCUUUAGAAAAUACAUUUUGAAUGAUU
Molecule: messenger RNA, 5054 nt
Organism: Mizuhopecten yessoensis (Yesso scallop)
Lineage: Eukaryota; Metazoa; Mollusca; Bivalvia; Pectinida; Pectinidae
Exons: 6
Coding region: 75-779 (234 amino acids)
Source: RefSeq, a predicted model, not a curated record